Monodelphis domestica (gray short-tailed opossum) is the source of this 4265-nucleotide messenger RNA. RefSeq names its product plastin 1 (gene PLS1). NCBI's taxonomy places the organism in Eukaryota, Metazoa, Chordata, Mammalia, Didelphimorphia, Didelphidae. Gene Ontology annotation, molecular function: calcium ion binding; actin filament binding. The record is from RefSeq and is a predicted model, not a curated record. Gene Ontology annotation, cellular component: cytoplasm; actin filament bundle; actin filament. Gene Ontology annotation, biological process: actin filament network formation; actin filament bundle assembly.
GAGUGGCCACAAAACCCGGAAAGGUGGAAUCUGCUCAUUUUUAACUCUUGGGCGACUCCGGCGCUGGGCAUGCUCAGUAGUGAGAAAAGGUGCUGGUUGCGAGAAGGAAGCUUCUCCUCCUGCUGCAGAGAGAGCUGGGGCAGAGGAAGAGGAGAAGGAGGAGGAGGAGGAGGAGGAAGAAGAAGGAAAAGAAGAAGAAAAGGAGGUGGAGGUGGAGGAGGAGGAGGUGGAGGUGGAGGAGGGAGGCAACGCUGGCGGGCGGAGCUGUAGCCUCCCGGGAGCUUGGGAGCCUGAGCCCGAGCCCGUGAAAGUUAAACACAGGUGCUCUCUAAUAGAAGCCUAUGAUCUCAAACUGAGACCAUUGAUUUGACGUUAAAAAGGAUAUGUAAGCAACUGAGCAAACAUUGAAGAAAUACAUAAAGUACUAUCAUUGUUUAAGUGCAAAGCCUUCGUCUAUUCUUUAAGUGAUCUAAAGCAUAGAAAGCAACAACUUCUGUUGUCCAAAGAUGGAAAAUAAUACAACUACCAUUUCUCGGGAAGAAUUGGAAGAACUUCAAGAAGCAUUCAAUAAAAUAGAUAUUGACAACAGUGGCUAUGUUAGUGACUAUGAGCUUCAGGAUCUCUUUAAAGAAGCCAGGCUCCCCCUGCCUGGCUACAAGGUGCGAGAAAUUGUGGAGAAAAUUCUAGCGGUGGCUGACCACAACAAAGACGGCAAAAUCAACUUUGAAGAGUUUGUAUCAUUAAUGCAGGAAUUAAAAAGCAAAGAUAUCAGCAAAACAUUCAGAAAAAUCAUAAACAAAAAGGAGGGAAUUACUGCCAUCGGAGGAACUUCAGCCAUCUCCAGUGAGGGGACCCAACAUUCUUAUGCAGAGGAAGAAAAAGUGGCUUUUGUUAACUGGAUAAACAAAGCCCUUGAGAAUGACCCUGACUGUAAGCAUCUAAUCCCAAUGGAUCCAAUGGAUGCUAGUCUUUUCAAAUCCCUUGCAGAUGGCAUCCUUCUUUGCAAAAUGAUCAACUUAUCUGAACCAGAUACAAUUGAUGAAAGAGCCAUUAACAAGAAGAAACUCACACCUUUCACCAUUUCUGAAAACUUAAAUCUAGCAUUGAAUUCAGCAUCAGCCAUUGGCUGCACUGUAGUUAACAUUGGAGCCCAAGAUCUGAAGGAAGGAAAACCACACUUGGUUUUGGGACUUCUAUGGCAGAUCAUUAAAGUUGGUCUUUUUGCUGAUAUUGAGAUUUCCAGGAAUGAAGCUCUGAUUGCCUUAUUAAAUGAGGGAGAAGAACUAGAACAGCUCAUGAAGCUUUCUCCAGAAGAUCUCUUGCUACGAUGGGUAAACUUUCAUCUGACAAAUGCAGGAUGGCAGAAAAUCAACAACUUCAGUCAAGAUAUUAAGGAUUCCAGGGCCUACUUUCAUCUGCUUAAUCAGAUUGCCCCCAAAGGAGACAAAGAUGAUGAACUUUCUAUUACCAUUGAUCUUUCAGGAUUUAAUGAGAAAAAUGAUCUGAAGAGAGCUGGGCUGAUGCUUCAGGAAGCUGACAAACUGGGCUGUAGACAGUUUGUUUCUCCGGCAGAUGUGGUUUCUGGAAAUCCUAAACUUAAUUUAGCUUUUGUAGCAAAUCUGUUUAACACAUAUCCAUGCCUGCACAAGCCUGACAAUAAUGACAUUGAUUUGAAUUUGUUAGAAGGAGAAAGCAAAGAAGAGAGAACAUUCCGGAACUGGAUGAAUUCUUUGGGUGUCAGUCCAUAUAUUAAUCAUUUGUACAGUGACCUGGCUGAUGCUUUAGUGAUCUUUCAGCUGUAUGAAAUGACUCGGGUACCAGUGGAGUGGAGCCAUGUCAAUAAACCUCCUUAUCCUGCACUUGGAGGUAACAUGAAAAAGCUUGAAAAUUGUAACUAUGCAGUGGAACUUGGAAAGAAUAAGGCCAAAUUUUCCCUGGUGGGGAUUGCUGGGCAGGACUUACAUGAAGGGAAUUCAACUCUUACCCUGGCAUUGAUAUGGCAGCUGAUGAGAAGGUAUACACUGAAUGUACUAUCAGAUCUUGGAGAAGGUGAAAAAGUAAAUGAUGAAAUCAUUAUUAAAUGGGUGAAUCAAACUCUUGCAGAUGCAAAUAAAAAAACUUCAAUUUCCAGCUUCAAGGAUAAAUCCAUUAGCACGAGUUUACCUGUAUUAGAUUUAAUAGAUGCCAUUGCACCAAACGCAAUUCGUAAAGAAAUGGUCAGAAGAGAUGACUUGUCCCAUGAAGACAAGCUGAAUAAUGCUAAAUAUGCCAUUUCGGUUGCUCGAAAGAUUGGUGCACGGAUAUAUGCCCUACCGGAUGACUUGGUAGAAGUGAAGCCAAAGAUGGUUAUGACGGUGUUUGCAUGCUUAAUGGGGAAAGGCCUGAACAAAAUAAAAUAGUGAAAUAUGUAAUUAAUAUUCUGCCACGUUCAACACAUUGAAUGCCUCACAGUUUACAGAAUUCUGAAGUUUAGUGGGUAUAAAACCAGAGAUUAUUUGUAUGCACAAUGGUUAUAUAUUCAUUAAUAUUUAGUAUCUUGUUUAUACUAGUUAGAACUUGUCAGCCUUUUCAGAGAAUAUGAUUAAUUUAGUAAUUAAUUCUGGUGGUAGAAAGUGUUCAUUACCACACUCAGAUUUUGUCAUUGAAUUAUUUCUUUUCCCUAAAAUACCAUUAAAUCAUGACUGGUUUGUUUUCUUUUGUGAUGUAAAAAAGAUCAACUAACUCAAUAAUAUUAUUUCAGGACCUGCUGAGGAAAUGUGUUUUUUUUUUUGUUAUUUAAUUUUAAUCACUAAUGUAUUUAAAGUCAUGCUCUAUAAUUCAUCCUUUUUAUUUUUUCUUUCAAAUAUGUAACAUGGGCCACAAACUAGCCUCCUGUAAAUUUCUAUAUUGUCUAAAUUUGGAAGUGACAAAUAUUGCUCAUUAAUAUUAAACCUUUUAUAUGAGAACACACUCUUAAAUAAACUCAAUAUUUUGCUCUCUUGUUUAAAUAGCUAUAGCUUUCUACUGAGAACUUAACUGAGACUCGUGCUAAUACUUUUACAUUUAGUAGUAUGAUAAUGUGGCAUUAAGCAUAUGGCAUACUCAAAUUUAGCAAGAUAUCAUUUAUAGAGUGUAUAUUGGGCAAAAACAUUUAAAAUAUUUAAAGUUCUGAAAAUCCUGUAAGAGAAUUUGUCUAAUCAAUCAACAAGUAUUUACUUUGUGUCCAGCAAUGUUCAAUUUUUGGACUUCUGGCAUAUGAACAUUUUAGGAAUUCUUUCAUUUAAACUCACAAUUGGUCACCUCCUGUCUCUUUCUUUAUGGGCUCUCUUUGUGGCCAGACCUCAGCUAGCAUAUAGCUAGAUACGUUGACCUCAUCUUGCACUGGUUACAGCCCACUUAGGAAUCAAUAAACAAUAUUCUCUCUGUAAAAAUGAAUAAGGAUAAUAUUUGGUGGAUAAUAUAUUUUCAUGUUUUUUCAUAGCUGGAGAGGCAACAACAGGGUACAGUGACAAAAAGAGCUAUAUAUGGAGUCAGAGUCUGGUUUCAAAUCCCAAUUCUGCUGUUUACCACUUUGGGGACCUUGGCUAAAUUGCUUGACUAAUAUGAACCUUCAAUUUCUCAUCUUUAAGAUGAGAAUAUUAAACACGGUGACCUCUGGAUCCCUUCUGACUCUCUAUAUCUCUGAUCCCACGUUUCCUUCAGAUUGGGAAUGGAUAGUUACUGCCAGUAUCUGUCAGGUAUCAGUUGGAUAAGAUGACUUCUAAGAUCCCUUACAUCUCUUGAAAUUCUAUGAAUAGGAGUAGAUUAGGGUUUUAGCCAAUCCAUUUUCAUGGUUGGUUGCUAUCACUUAAAAUUCCAAAGUUUCCACCGUCUAACUGAUGCUGGUGCCAUGUAACAAAAGCUCUAUCACUUAUAUCACAGGGAAUAAGUAGACUGAAUUUCCUCUUCUGUAUUUACGACUGAUAAGUAUAUGAAUAGUUGUCAGGGAAAACAAAGCACAUCCAUUUCUUUGGGAAGGAAUAUUUGUAAUAAAGUGACCUGAAUGUAGAAUCUUAAUGGAACAUAUCAUUACAAAAAAGAUAUUUUGCCUUCAUUUUCUAUUGUGACUAGGAUAUUCCAAUGUAUAGAUUUAAACAAUGUUCUCACCCUUCAAUAAGAUAAUUUAAAUCACAUUUUCAAUUCCCCCCUCUGAAUUUAGCCACUAUAUUGUUAUUAAAUUUAUAUAAAUUAUGACACUUGAGGAUAUUUCCCCUGACAAAAUGUAUUUAAUAAAGAUAUUAUAUAUG